Molecule: messenger RNA, 792 nt
Organism: Boleophthalmus pectinirostris (great blue-spotted mudskipper)
Lineage: Eukaryota; Metazoa; Chordata; Actinopteri; Gobiiformes; Gobiidae
Gene: nkx2.7
Product: NK2 transcription factor related 7
Exons: 2
Coding region: 1-792 (263 amino acids)
Biological process (GO): regulation of transcription by RNA polymerase II; cell differentiation
Cellular component (GO): nucleus
Molecular function (GO): DNA-binding transcription factor activity, RNA polymerase II-specific; RNA polymerase II cis-regulatory region sequence-specific DNA binding
Source: RefSeq, a predicted model, not a curated record
AUGUAUUCCGGUGCAACAAUAUCGACACCUUUUUCUGUAAAGGAUAUUUUAAAUUUACAACAAGAUUUUGAAAAUGAGCUCCUAAUGACAGACCAAGUCGUUCCAAUAAUCCAUCACGUGCAUCGUACUUCGCCCAAUGAUUUUUACGAGUUGCAGCCAAGGCCGUGUCCGACGGAGAUGUAUGAAAACACGUCCUUCCAAAAAAUAUCAACUCAAGACCACAUACAGACAUUUGAUGUCAAUUCUCAGAACAAUUCCCCGGACACUGUCCAGACGCUGGAAAGUAAAGGUCGCGCGCGCAGGAAACCCCGCGUGCUCUUCUCGCAGGUGCAGGUGUCCGAGCUCGAACGGCGCUUUACACAGCAGCGCUACCUGUCCGCCACGGAGCGGGAGCAGCUGGCACAAGUGCUCAAACUCACGUCCACACAAGUCAAGAUAUGGUUCCAGAACCGGAGGUACAAAUGCAAACGUCAGCGCCAGGACCAGUCUUUGGAGUUCGCGGGCUUCUCAAGCGCACCGAGAAGGGUGGCCGUGCCGGUGCUCGUGAGGGACGGGAAGCUAUGCAGCGAUGGAUCCCACUCCACAGCGUUUAACGUGGCACUGGGCCAUUAUAACUCUUUGAUGCAUUAUGGGAACGGGGGCUUUUAUAGUUACACUUACCACAGUGUGCCACAGUGCUCCAGGGCUCUCACGACGCCUAGCCCCGGGAUGCACGAACAGAUUUCGGAGGCGGUGAACUUCGGAGGGCCCAUCAACAAUCACAGACACUUACACAGCGUGAGAGGCUGGUGA